Messenger RNA from Xyrichtys novacula (pearly razorfish), 4762 nucleotides. The record is from the annotation of a GenBank genome assembly. Lineage: Eukaryota; Metazoa; Chordata; Actinopteri; Labriformes; Labridae.
UGGCAGUAAACCUCCAUUCAACCGUUUAAAGCUUGAACAUUAUGCGUUUAAAUGGUCUUUGUUUUGGGAGGAUAUCAGCCUCCCCGUCCUCUUAUUUGAAAACUAAAGCACAAAAUGUAUGACAGGUAUGUUAGUUUUCCCUUCCACUUUUAUUUUCCGUUACUGGAGGCGUCCUUUGUGAUUUAAAAAACAGCUUUAGGUCUGUUAGAUGGUGUUAGCUUAGUGUCAACACCAGCGUCUAUCCGUCUCCUUUGUGCCAGCAGAGCCUCGAACAUGCAAUAACUAACACACAGACUGUGUCUUUUUUAUAUGUAUUUAUGCAUGUGACAGUUAAAUGAAUGAUAAUUUAUUUACAUAAGUCAACAGUUGAGAUGGAAGAAAACCAGUAUACUUCAUUGACGGUUCCCUCGGAUUAUUUUCAGCAGUGGUGAGUUGGUGUUGGAGGAGGUGGCAGGAGGUCCUGAAAUACUUCACUUUCUAUCCCCUCGACGUCUUCAUUUCCAUGCAUGAGAGGGGGAAAACAUCUGAUAUCACUCAUGUUUAUAUAUAUCUGGAUGUCUGGGGUUGUAGAAAGUCAGAGUGUCAGGUCAUUAAGGAUUAAAACUGGUCAAAAUGUGACUGUAUCUUGAAUCAGAAGGUUUAAUUUACUGAUUAUUCUGCAUUGUGUUUAGUAUAAUAAGAAUAUUUUAUAAAUGUUGACAUUUUACACGAUCAAGCAGCUAUAAAACUGUCAAACAACUCCUGCAGAGACAUGAAUCAGCUCUCUAUAGAAGAGAUCAAUUUCUUCAUUCCACUCUUGUUGGCUUCACCUAACAAUAAGAGAAAGACAAAGCUGAUGUUAGAACAUGUUUGUAAAUGAGAAGUCAAUCAGGGAGCUUAUUGUAUCAUGCACUGGAUGAAAUGCCGAGAAUGCAAACAGGUGUAUGUCCGUGCAUGUGUGUCUGUAAGUCUUGUUAAGUUCGCUUCACCAACUUCUCCACGCACCUCAUUGAACACCAGCUUUCUGUGUCCUGAGGUCUUCACCUUUUUCCUCCUCUUCUCUCUAACCGUCUUUUCCCCCCCUUAGGUACCAGUCCAGCCAGCAGCACCCACAGGCGCAGCAUGGCUUGCCCUAUCACAACUCGGGGUAUCACGCAGAAGGUCCCAGAGACGAGCCUGUCAUGACCGAGCUGUCCGUCCACCGUGAGCAGCCUCAUUACCAGGAACCUGUUUAUCAGAACUUCUCCUCUGUGCAAAACCACUACCGGGAACCUGUUUAUCAGAACUACACCCCCCCUGUACAAAACCACUACCAGGAGCAGAGCUACCAGUAUAACAUCAGGGAGCAGCAGCAGCAGCAGCAUCCUGCACAGCUGCACCAUCAGCAGCAGCAGCAGCAACAUUUGACACAGCAGCAAGAGCCAAAUGUUCAGCACCAACCUCAGCCUGCUGCUCCACCUCAAGGUAUGACAGAGACACUUCAUCAGGUCUCAGUCCAGUCCAGACCAGUCUAACCCCAUGUCCUACUGUCAUCAUACUGUCUGUCACACUUCCUUUCUUUCUGUUUUAGUCGUCACGCCCGUGAAGAAGAAGAGAGGCCGACCUCCAAAGCAUCAGCAGCAGUCAGAGGAAGGAAAGACUCAGGAGGAGGAAGACGAGGCCGAAGCUGCUAAAAAAGCAAAGAGGGCUUUGAACCGCUUUAACGGCAUGUCUGUGGCUGAGGUUAUGGCCAAAACUCUGCCGGACGUCAUAACCUACAACCUGGACAUCCUCAUCGUGAGUCAUUUACCAUGUUCACAUGAAGAGUUUGUAGAUUUUUAAAUACCAGCUCGGUGCUUUGUGAAGCAGUUCUUUCUAAUAGAUUCACACCUAGCCUUUGUCUCCAUGUUGUAUGGUUUCAGACACACAAAUCGAUGUCUGUUGCCAUGGUAACACCUUCAUGUUUUUCCUCAGAUUGGAAUUAACCCAGGACUUUUGUCAGCCUUCAAAGGACACCAUUACCCAAACCCAGGAAACCAUUUCUGUAUGUUGAAAUUCUGUUUCAUUAUUGAUCAGAGGGAACAAAAAAACUGCUUAUUUUUAUGAUUUUUCUCUAUCAUGACAAACUCUUUUCCUCCUGCCUAGAUUAGUUCAAACUUAAAAUGUCAAUUUUUUUAAAAAAUGUACAAAAUUCUGCAUUUAUGAGUGUCAUUUCGUAUGUGUUCAUGCAGCCAUAAAAAUGGUGUCUUGGGUCUGAACGGAUCAGUUAAACCAGCCAUUUGUUGUACUGCCCUUAAAAAAACAGCAACAAAGAGACUACAGGAGAUACAAUAUGUGACGCUGUUGUUCUAUGUCUACAAGUUUUUUUAAGGGUCAUCAGAGGGAAAUAAAAGUCAUAAAAGUGGUCAGUGGGAAGUUUAGGCUUUUAAAAUGAGGACUUGAUGAGAUGAGGAUGGCUUUAUUCCUCCUUUACAUUGAUUUAAUUCUUGGUUCUCAUUAUUGUUUGUGCAGCUUCAGCAGGAUCUAUUUUUUAAAAGUGUAUUUUUCAUCUCUGUAGCUCAGGUCAAACAAAAUCUCACCUCCUCUUUGUUUUUUUCAGGGAAAUGUCUGUUUCUCGCUGGUUUCACUGAAGAGCAGCUAAAUUACAUGCACGAUCAGAGCCUGCCAGAGAAAUACAGCAUUGGCUUCACCAACAUGGUGGAGAGGACCACACCUGGCAGCAAGGACCUCUCCAGGUGAAGAACAUCGAUCUAGACUGUUGUUUGAACUGAGAACAGAGUCUUCUUAGUUAACGCUCAUUUGCAGAAUAGCCCGGUCCUCUGCUCAGUAUCAGUCAUGCUCUGCUAAACUGGUCCAGAACCACCAGCAGCUCCUGUCCUCCAGCUGUGUCAGUCAUUGCACAGACUCUGAGACUCCUCUUCUUAUUUCGAAGGUUCCUUCAUAACCAACCACCUCUAUCUCCUUCAUACUUUCACACAUAACUUCUACGGGGUCUUAAGUCAUUGGCUGUGCAGCCCCCCACGUGAUUCCGACUCUCUUCCCACUUUCGAAUCCUGCCCAAAAACCCCCCUCAUAGGAUUGCUCAUUGAUUUUUAUCAUGUAACACGUGCCUUUUAUUGCAGUUUGAUUUUACCCUUAAUACAGAUGAAGGAUUUAAGUAUUAAGUCUUUCACUGUUUUAAUGGUGACUUCCACAUUGCAUUAAGAUUUACUGAAAUUAGUGAUGUACUAUCUCACUUUGACUUCACAUAGAAAUUUCUCUAGGAAGACUAAGAGGCCAGGGUGAAACCUAAAGCUGUUUGCAUUCACACAUGAAGCUCAGGAAGCCUUUUAAGUUUUGUUCAUGUGUUACAGCAUUAAUAAAUGACACCUCCUGGUUUUCUCUCUCAGUAAGGAGAUCCGUGAAGGAGGAAAACAGUUACUGGAGAAGCUGCAGAAGUACAAACCGUUAAUAGCAGCAUUUAAUGGGAAAGGUAGGAGCAUUAAAACACUUCAAACAUUUAUUUAUAAAGCCUUUAGAUAGUUUUAACAGUGUGUGUGUGUUUUUCUCUUUCAGGUAUUUAUGAAAUCUUCUGCAAGGAAACAUUUGGUGUGAAAGCAAAGAAUCUGGAGUUCGGUCUGCAGCCUUACAAAAUCCCAGAAACUGAAACAGUAGGUUGAAAAUUCCCAGAUUUUUCUUUUAAGUUACUCAACAACACAAACAAUAAUCCUCAUGUUUUCUGUUAUCCAGGUGUGCUACUUGAUGCCGUCGUCAAGCCCGCGCUGUGCCCAGUUCCCUCGUGCGCAGGAUAAGGUUCAUUUCUACAUCAAGCUGAAGGAGCUGAGAGACCAAAUGAAGGGCAUCAUUCCCAAACAAGAGGUGGAGGAGAUGAAAUACUCAUUCGACCUCCAGCUGGCUAAAGGUAAACUGUUAGAGUCCCUUUAGCUUUACAGCUCUGCUAAUUUAUUUGGCUAGUUUGAGGUUAAUUUUGCGGCUUGGCACAGGAAACAUUUGAGUUUGCUCAAUCAAACCGGUCAAUAUUCUGUUUCUCUCUGCAGAGGAUGCAAAGAGGAUGGCAAUCAAAGAGGAGCAGAUGGAUCCUGAGUAUGAAAGCUGUGGUCAGCUGCACAACGAGCCGAGUCAAAGCAGCAACUCCUACAGCUAAAAAAGACAGGAGACAUGAAAACAAACAGACCUUUACACUGAAACACAAAGGUAAUGAAGCUGUUGUGUAGAUCUAUUUAAAUUUGGUUGGAUCUAGAUAGAGUUGGACAACAUUGUGUCCUCUCUUGCCCUAAUAUGACAUGAAGCAGUUAAGAAGUCUGAGCGAUGAAUAAACUAACUCUGGAUAAAGUUUUAUGAUGGUUUCUGGAGAUAGUAAUUAAGUUUUAUGACAUGAAAAGCCUCUUCUAGCUGCUCAAUCCCUCUUCUUCUGGCAUCCUUCAGAAAUGAACAUCCAUGAUCCCUGCAGCUGGACGUGUUCACUCCUCAGAAAUCAGCUGCACUGGUAACAGGAUGCGUCAGCGAGGUGACACCACAGAAGAAGAAGAAGAGUCACACAGUUUUCUGAUGCAUCGCACUGUGACGCACAAGGUGGACGUCCUCAAAUCACUUACAUUUUCCAACUCUCGAACAGACUGUGCUUUUGUUUAGGUGUCAUUUUCUAUUAUUAUUUAUUGCAUUUUGUAAGGUUUGUUUGUCCGGUGACUUAUUUUUGUAUUUUUAAAGAAUGAUCUUAUGAUUUAUAAACUGUAUGUAUAAUGAUUGUACUCUGAAAUUUCUAAUUUGUAAUUACAGAGUUAUUAAAUCUCUUCUUAAACUGGCA